This is a messenger RNA of Talpa occidentalis (Iberian mole), 3498 nucleotides long. It is a transcript of the gene BCO1, whose product is annotated as beta-carotene oxygenase 1. Gene Ontology annotation, molecular function: beta-carotene 15,15'-dioxygenase activity; carotenoid dioxygenase activity. The transcript is spliced from 16 exons. The record is from RefSeq and is a predicted model, not a curated record. NCBI's taxonomy places the organism in Eukaryota, Metazoa, Chordata, Mammalia, Eulipotyphla, Talpidae. Gene Ontology annotation, biological process: retinal metabolic process; carotene catabolic process. Bases 1300 to 2940 code for a protein of 546 amino acids.
GGAACUGCCAGGUGUGAUCUGUUUGGAAGAAGAAAUUGAUCCCAUUCUUUGAAUUCUGGUGCCAGCUGAAAUUGCCCAGGACUAAAAAGCAGAGAAAUGGAUUUUUCCUGAUUUCCCUCCCAGUGAGCUCACCCAAGGGAGAAGACUGCAAAGUGCUUUUGGAAAUUGCUGCUAGCAAAGAGAAAAUGUGUUCAGAGCACAAGGAGAUGAACAGCUUAAAAAUUCUUGUUAUCAUCCUCUGACUUAGCAAUUCCUGGGUAUAAGCCCAAUAGCACUCUAUACAUAGGAAACCAAAGGACAUGUACUAGAAUGUUCACAGAUUACUAUUUAUAAUAACUCAGUGGGAAGCCACCCAAAAUGCCUAUCAGUGGUAGAAUGAGUAAAGUGAGAUAUAUUCACACAAGAAAUACAUACACAGCAAUGAAAGAAAAAAAAGGAAUCACAAUUACAGCAAUGAGGCUGAAUCUCAAAAAGUACUGAGCAGAAGUCAGACACAAACAAAUAUAUACUUUAUGAUUCCAUUUGUAUAAAUUUCAAACACAGGUCACUUGUGUUGAUGAUGGAAGAAGUUAGUAGCUUUGAGGGGCCCAAGCGGGGACAAGUCAUGUUUUGUUUCUUGAUCUGGGUGCUGGUUACAUGGGUGUAAUUAUUGUGGAAAAAUCAGUUGAGUUGUGUCUUUUUGGAGCACUUUUGUGUGUGUGUGUGUGUGUGUGUGUGUGUGUGUGUGUAUAAAAUGCUUCAAAAAUGCCUUCAAAGUUGUAUACAUUGCUUGGAUAGUUGACAUCAAUGAGAUAUAACUGUUCUUUAAGAAGAAAGGGGGAUAGAAAGCUCACUGUUUUGGUCUUAGCUCAUACUGUCCAAUUGUUAAGAAUACCGUGUCUGUGUCAUGUUGUUGAAGUUGCUGGCCAGCUUGGUGGAUGAAGCCAACUGACCCAGUUGGACCAUGUGGUGAAAUGGAAAGGCAGGACACUGGACAGGAGCUGCCCCCACGCUCCAUCAGUUCACGGCAUAGCCCAGUCACUAAGUCUCAAUUCCCAUGUCUGCGAAAUGAGCAGAUGCAGUGAUCUGUUGCCCAGAUCCCACCUUCAAGAUUAAGGCCCUGGGGCCCACAUGCUCUGGACAUUCCGUGUAAACUGAAUGCUACAAUAUGUGACCCUUCUUAUCUGGCUUCUUUCACUCAGCAUGACGUUGUCAAGGUUCAUCAGUGCUGUACCAGACUCCUAGCCAUGAAAUCCAUCUGGAUGAUGUCAGCUCCCAGCAUGAGUUGACCUCUGUGUGGAUGAAGAAAAGGAGCAAGACAUGGCUGGGUCCAUGAUGGAUAUGCUAUUUGGCAAAAAUAUGAAAGAAUACAAGGAAGCCGUGACUGCCAAAGUGAGAGGCAACAUUCCAUUGUGGCUACAAGGAAGGCUGUUGCGCAAUGGGCCUGGGAUGCAUACAGUGGGUGAGACCAGAUACAGCCACUGGUUUGAUGGCCUGGCCCUGCUCCACUGCUUUUCAGUCAAAUCCGGUAAUGUCUACUACUUCAACAGGUACCUGGAGAGCAAUACCUACAAGGCCAACAUCAAGGCAAACAGGAUCGUGGUGUCAGAGUUUGGAACAAUGGCCUAUCCAGAUCCUAGCACAAGUGUAUUUUCCAAAGCUUUCUCCUACCUGUCCCACACUAUCCCUGAUUUCACAGAUAACUGCCUGAUUAACAUCAUGAAGUGUGGAAAAUACUGCUAUGCGCUCACGGAGACCAAUUACAUCUGGAAAAUUGAUCUACUGAAUCUGCAGGUCUGCGAGAAGAUUGAUUAUCGUAAAUACGUGGGUGUGAACGUGGCCACAGCGCAUCCUCAUUAUGAUGAGGCUGGAAAUGUUAUCAACAUAGGCACAUCCAUCAUGAACAAGGGGAAGACAAAAUAUGUGAUAUUUAAGGUCCCUGCCACAGUGCCAGAAGGCAAAAAGAAGAACUGCUGGAAGCACGCAGAGGUGCUCUGCUCCAUCAACUCUCGCUCCCUCCUCUCCCCGAGCUAUUACCACAGCUUUGGAAUGACGGAAAACUACAUCAUUUUUCUUGAGCAGCCUUUCAAAAUGGAUAUUCUCAAGAUGGCGACGGCAUAUGUCCGGGGAGUGAGCUGGGCAUCCUGCCUGAACUUCCACAAGGAUGACAAGACUUACAUUCACAUCAUUGACCAGAGGACCAGGAAGCCUGUUGUGACCCAGUUUUACACGGGCCCCAUGGUAGUCUUCCAUCAUGUGAAUGCCUACGAAGAGGACGGCUGCGUUGUGUUUGACGUCGUGGCCUAUGAGGACAGCAGCCUUUACGAUUUCUUCUACUUAGACAACCUGACCCAGAACUUCAAGGACAACACCAAGCCCACCUCCAUCCCUAUUCUCAAGAGGUUCGCUGUGCCCCUGCAUGUGGACAAGGAUGCAGAAAAGGGCUCCAAUUUAAUAAAACUGGCUUCUACAACAGCGAAAGCCCUGAAGGAAGAAGGUGACCAGGUCUACUGCCAGCCGGAGGUGCUCCGUGAAGGCUUAGAGAUGCCUCAGAUCAAUUAUGCUUACAACGGGAAGCCAUACAGAUAUGUCUUUGCUACUGAAGUUCAGUGGAAUCCCAUCCCAACCAAGAUACUCAAAUAUGACCUUCUUACAAAGUCGUACGUGGAAUGGGGAGAGGAACACUGCUGGCCAGGGGAACCUGUAUUCGUAGCCAAGCCAGACGCGGAGGCUGAGGACGAUGGAAUUAUCUUAUCAGUGGUUCUCUCUACCACUCCCCAAAAGCAUCCUUUUCUGCUUAUUCUGGAUGCCAAAAGUUUUACAGAAUUGGCUCGCGCAUCCUUUGAUGUAGAAAUGUACAUGGACCUCCAUGGGUUAUUCAUCCCGGCCCCAGAUUGGGAAGCAGAGUUGGAGUGUCCUCCCAUGGAAGCUUCACUUGACUAUGCGGCCUCAAUGUCCUGACAAGGUAGAGGCUGGGUCUGGAAGAACAGCACUACUAGCAGGCCCCCACCAGCCCAAGGCCUUGGAACAAGAGCUUCCGUUUCACUUUGCACUUACUCUGUCCAUGGUGGCUUUGAGAAAAAACUGUGGAGAUUGAACUUCUACGGAGAAGUUAUACUGAUCAUCUUCUUGUACUGAUCAUCAAAACCUUCUUUGAAAGUUCAUCGGUUGUUUAUUCAUCAGCUCUAGCACUCUAGGAAAGCUUGCUUUAUCAGAAAGACUGUAACCAUGAUUCAAAAAACUGCACUGUAUCACGUAAACUCUUCUUAGAACAAAAAUCAUGGACUUAUUAGAGAAAUAGCUGAGUAUUUCUCAUCGCUUUUUCUCCCUGCCCUUCUCUUCCUGGCCUCACUCUCUUUUUUCCAGUCACCUAACUUGUGUGUCCAGCAGUUCUGGCUUUCUCAACCAUGCCGUUUUGGUAAAUCGUGUGGCCAGGGAGGCAUGUUGCUUUGUGGUCAAUCUGUGAAAGGUAUGGCAUAAUAUAAAAUAAUAAAAACUUGAAAGUCUAUUCAGACCUUA